This is a messenger RNA of Manis pentadactyla (Chinese pangolin), 3095 nucleotides long. RefSeq names its product BAF chromatin remodeling complex subunit BCL7A (gene BCL7A). The record is from RefSeq and is a predicted model, not a curated record. Lineage: Eukaryota; Metazoa; Chordata; Mammalia; Pholidota; Manidae. The transcript is spliced from 6 exons. The coding region runs from base 139 to 771 and encodes 210 amino acids.
UGUGUGUGCGUGUGUGUGUGUAUGUGUGCGCGUGUGUGCGAGUGAGUGAGCGGGCGGGCGGCGCGAGUGUGGCCGCCGCGGAGCGCCAGCAGGACCCGGCGGGCGCGCUCCCCCAGCCUCUCUCUCCCCGCCAGAACCAUGUCGGGCAGGUCGGUUCGAGCCGAGACCAGGAGCCGGGCCAAAGAUGAUAUCAAGAGGGUCAUGGCGGCUAUCGAGAAAGUGCGCAAAUGGGAGAAGAAGUGGGUGACGGUAGGCGACACAUCCCUGCGAAUCUACAAGUGGGUCCCUGUGACGGAGCCAAAGGUUGACGACAAAAGCAAGAACAAGAAGAAGGGGAAAGAUGAGAAGUGUGGUUCUGAAGUAACCACUCCAGAGAACAGCUCGUCCCCAGGGAUGAUGGACAUGCACGAUGAUAACAGCAACCAGAGCUCCAUCGCAGACGCCUCCCCAAUCAAACAGGAGAACAGCAGUAACUCGAGCCCGGCUCCGGAGCCCAGCUCAGCAGGGCCCGGCGAUGGCCCCGACGCCAAGGCUGAUGAGGCCCAGGCCGAUGGGAGGGAGCUCCCUGGGGCAGAAGAUGCUUCUGACGAGCAGAAUUCACAGUCUUCAGUGGAAAACUCGAUGAACAGUUCAGAGAAAGUCGAGCGGCAGCCAUCUGGAGAUGCAGGUCUAGCUGCAGAGAUGUCCACAAUUUCUCAGGACUUGGAAGGCGUGCCACCCUCUAAAAAGAUGAAAUUGGAGGCUUCCCAACAAAACUCUGAAGAGAUGUAGACACUAAGUUCAGUCCUGCGAUCCACGUUUCUCGGGAGACACAUUGGCAGGCUUAAUCCCAGAACAGUUUCACCUGAGCCAUCUCUCUCAGGUGCAAACAGAACUACUAACUUCUCAAGUUUACCAAGUGCAAACCCAAGAAAACCUAGAACAGCGUGACUUCUCAGACACUGAAGAACUUCCUGCUGUGAAGCAAAACCCCUGAGUCUUGAAGUGACUGUCCUUGGGAAGGUGGGGCCGACAGCUCAGGAGGGUCCGCACUCUCUGGAGCCAAGAUUACAUUUGUGUUGCUGCUGUAUUGUUUUUUUUCCACUUCUCUAUUUAAUGAUAUAAGCUACUGGAGGGUGGUACCGAUCAGGAAUCUGCUUCUCGUCCAGGCUUUUCACUGUUCAGCCGAUUCCUUCUGCUUUCUUUUUUUGUGCCUUGUGCCCUUGAGGUGACCUCUGGCAUGUUUUCCUGGUUGUUUUGCAUCUCCCUUGAAAAGUGCCCUCUUGGUUUUGUUCAGGCAGCCACUGCCAUGUUCCUCACAUCUCUCUCCUCCCUGGUCCAGGACUUCAUCUGGAGCAAGAAGCUGAACAGGCUCAGGGACGCCCUGAGCCCUGGGUUGGGACAGCACUGGCCUCCAGGGUCCAAGGAGUCUCAGAUGUCAGGGCACCGUCCCCAAGGGCUGGCCACUCAAAAUGCUCUCACUUCCUCGGGGCAUCUGAGGCCGGUGUUCCCAAGCCCUCAACGGCCCAGGUGGACACACGGUGGUUCAGCCACUUCUACCCUCUGCCCCCACCAUACCACCUUCUGCCACACCUCUGGAGACGAGGUGACUUCUCUGGCUGCUGCAGGAUUGUCUCCUUAGACGACAGAAGGGCUGAGGAGGCUGGGAGCAGGUGGUUGGAAUAGCUGGUGCUGAACUUUCUCUCAUAGGAAUUGUGUGGAUUCAAAUCUACGGUAACCUGCUGCCCUUGCCUCCCCAGCUCCACCCAGUCCCACCUCCCAGGGAGGGCAAGAUCAAGGUCGCCGAAAUCCCUGACUCAGUAAUGUUUCUGACUCUCAGAGCCAACAGGUGGAUAUAUCUCAUUCCCAGAACGCGCCCGAAGGCCCCCACCAGGGAGCGGGCCUUGAUGGUUGGGCCUCAAAGGCCAGAAACAAGGUGCCAGUGAAUUGGAAAGCUUUGAACUCCUCCUGAAAGGGGUGAUGAAUCGCUCCCUUGCCUCCACCCCUGCCUGCUGGGUCAGCUUCCUCCUGCUAAAACGGAGAUGCCCCCUUGGACUAACUGCCUGAUUGUUUGGUUCUGAGGCCUGGUUUGCUCUUAAUUCCUGUAUGAACUCCUCAGACCUUGAUCCUUUUCCUGAGCUUUCUUUACUGCACUGGAGUUCCAACUCCCUUUGAGCUGUGGGAGGGAGGGGGGUUGCGGGUUUUGUUUUUUUUGUUUUUGUUUUGGCUAAUCGGUGCAUAUUCAGGUACCACCUUUGACACGUGGCUCUCUUUCCUGACCACAGUGGGAAGUGUCUGCCAGAUUCCAUUUUCUAGGAGUUUCUGAGAGUGGGGCUCUUUUUUUUUUUUUUUUUAAAGGGAGCCAAUCUAUUUCCUGCACUUCAAGAAGAAUCAAAAUGUUCCUGAAUUUCAAAUACCUCAUGCAAAAAUGUCUCCUGAAAUAAGGGAAGAAAAAAAACAAACUUUGAAAAUUUUAAUGUUGGAGUUAGCAAUGCCGAAAGGUUUCUGUCUUAAAAAAAAAAUCCUUACCAAUUUUGCCCCUCAGGCAGUCAGUUCUGUGGAGAACUGUGUUCUGCAUUACCUCUCAGCGUAUCUCACGGCGGCUUUACCUCCAGUUCCUCUAGAGUUAGAGCAACUCCUUUCUUUGCAGCGAAACUCCAUUUUGGUGAAAGAUGAAUUUGUGUAUUUAUUUCCUUCUCUUUUUGGGAAAUGAGAGGUUGCAACCAAGACAGCUGAAGGAGAAUCACACACGCAUCCACGGAAAUGGCAAGUCAGCCAGGGUUCCCCCACGUCCCUUCUGUUGGCAAUGGCCUCUCUGGACAGGUAAGGGGAGUCGACACGGCUGAGGAUGACGACAUCCACAAUACCGAGGCUGUCAUAGUUUUUCUCUGAAGUGCCUGAAGGUAGGAAUGGGCCAGUGGUCAGGACCGACUGGGCCCCCCCAAUGGCUCCGCCAGGCAAAGCACCAGCGGCCUGCACUCAGCGCUGGCCAGGAAGGCCUUCCACACACGGAGUGGUUAGACUGCAAAAAUCCAGAUGUGCUUCCUGCCCUGACACAGUCCGCUCCUUGGAGCUGCUGUUCCCCACCCCGCCCCCAACCCCGUCCCACCUCAGAA